Physcomitrium patens is the source of this 2659-nucleotide messenger RNA. NCBI's taxonomy places the organism in Eukaryota, Viridiplantae, Streptophyta, Bryopsida, Funariales, Funariaceae. The record is from RefSeq and is a predicted model, not a curated record.
GAACGUUAACAGUAAAAUUGUUGCAUGUGAGUCGUAAUUGCUGCUGCAAACGACUCACGUGCAAUAAUAAUCUCUUUAUGUUCCAAGCAGUACUUUGCACUAUUUUGAUGCGACCCCUGUUGCAUUCCCUGUGUUGAUGCCGGGUUAUUUCGCAUAUUCCUGGGUGUUUCGUACAGAUUCAUGGGGUGCAGUAUUUAGCGAUGUGUGUCAAUCGACGAAGCGACAGUUAUGAAACACAAGCGCUCUACCUUCUGUUUCUACGGAAUGAGGAGAUGAGGGAUUCUCAAUUAUGGACGCCUAACGAAGCGUCUAAAAGCAGUUGCGCUUGUCAGGAAUCUUCUUUACGACAGAAGUUUUAGGAGCUGAAGGCCUCAACUUGAAUUUCUCUUUCUCCUAACAUUCUGUUGAUGUUAUUCUGAACUCCAAUCUGAUCGCCUGUAAAACGAGUGAUUAUAUCCAUUCAAGCAACUUCGUCUUGCUGAGAGAAAUUUAGGUUUUGAAACAAAAUAUAAGAUUGAUUGGAGGUAGUUGAUAAUAGCCCUAGAUGGUAACGAAACCAUGAGAACGAAGGUAACGAUCAAUGGUACGACGGAUCAAACAGGUCGAUUGGGGAGAUGCACAGGCUGAAGAAUUAGCUGAGGCCAUUGACCUGAAUUGAUAGAAGCAACCCAGACUUCGGCGAAACACGAAAACCAGUGUUUCUUUUCCAUGCAGCACCCACAAAUCAUGGGCAUGAGACCCCAAAUUCCACAAAGAGUUACGGAGGAAAUAGCGAUGGACGUCGACACCCAGCAAUGGCGUGCCGUUCAAAGUCAUACUAGACAUACCAAGCGGGAGAAGAAAUCAUGGCUGUACAUUGACGUGAACGGUAACCAUCAGGAUUUAGAGGUCGGAAAACAAGCGAUUAUGAGGCGGGCCCACCUUCCAGCGCGCGACCUACGCUUGUUGGACCCACUGCUGUCCUAUCCUUCGUCAAUUCUGGGUCGAGAACAUGCCAUCGUUGUCAACCUUGAGCACAUUAAAAUGAUUAUAACUGCUCAAGAAGUGUUCCUCCUGGAUGCGCAGAACCCAAUUGUUGCCCCCUUCGUGCAAAACCUACGGCGCCGACUACCUGCCUCAAACUCCACCACCCAGAAUGUUCCGCCUGAUAGAUGCAAUCACGCCGGCUCUGGAUGCGAGGACCAUACUAAUGAUCGAGAACGCCGCGAAGGACGUCACUGCACGAACACACCCACUGAGCAGGCGCUGCCGUUUGAGUUUCAAGCGCUAGAAGUGUGUCUGGAAGCUGCAUGUCAACGUCUUGAUUCCGAGGCAGGUGAUUUGUCGAAAGCCGCGCACCACGCACUUGAUGCCCUGACCUCGCGAGUCAGCAUCAAGCACCUAGAGAAUGUUCGCCAAGUCAAGAAUAAGCUAGUACUUAUCACUGGCCGAGCGCAACGAGUGAGAGCCGAAAUUGAGCAGCUACUGGAUGACGAUGGAGACAUGACCGAAAUGUACUUGAGCACCAAGCUGGUUAAGCAGCAGCUGGAGGUAUCGAUGCGCUCGGAUACCACCGAACAAACACCUGCGAUCCAAUCGGCAGAUAGUGGAGUCCAUGGGCGAAACCACGGAGUCGUGCACUCCACCAGCGAAGGCAGUUGCCUCAUGGUCACUGUCGAGGACCCCAUAAAGUAUGUUCACGACUCGAACCUGAGGGAUCUGGUCCCGACAAGAUCCUCCUCCAGAACCAAGCGGCAUGCGGCGAAGGAUCACUCAAGCUCAUCGAGGUCCUCCCUCGCCAUUCCUUGCAUUGUUCUGCUCAACUCCAGACAACCCACUUCCCAUACUGGCAAGUAUCAUAAUCUUCAAAGCUGUGUCACUCGCAUGCUCAGGAACUCACGGAAGCUUCCGAAAACUUACUGGUUGAGAUGCUCCGAACCUGACCCUCAAAUAGUGAAUCGUGUGUGCAGAGAAGAGGAGCACCCCAAACAGAGAAACAGCCCCAGGAAUCAAUCACCGUUGCGUCGUUCCAACCUGCAUCACAACAUGGCAUCGUCAGCAAAACAAUUUCGGGAGCAUCUGAAACUGGGCCACGUUUCGUUCGACGCAGAACAAGUCCACAACAACACCUCUCUGCUAAGCAGCACCAGCAGCAUGUCUCGCACGAUGGGAUCGGCAAUCCACAGCAAACGACAACACGUGGAGGAACUGGAGAUGCUCUUGGAGGCAUAUUUUGUGCUCAUUGAUGGAAUAAUUCGCCGUGUUGCAUUGGUGCAGGAAUAUAUUGAUGACACCGAGGAUUUUGUGAAGAUCACGCUUGCCGAUCAUCAAAACACCUUAUUGAAAGUAAACAUUGUACUCAUCAUUUCCUGCCUGGGGAUAAGCAUGUUCAUUGCUGUCACAGGAAUCUUUGGUAUGAACAUAGAUAUACCUCUUUUCAACGUUCCUUCGUAUGGGUAUUUCUGGUCUGUGGUGGGCAUGUCCUCAGGAGCUACUGUGAUUCUGUCGGCAACGAUCAUUGGCUGGUGUAAAUAUACAGAUCUCAUUUGAGUACGAAGAAAGAAUGGAUUGUGAAUUCUUCAUAAUUGUUUAUCUUUUGUAGCGGUAAUAAUUGCGACGUCGUGAAAAGAAGUUAACGAAUUUUAUCUAAUGUGAACUUUACCAAAAGCUUUCGUAUUUC